AUGUUUCGUUCUGCUUUACGAGCGGCCACGGCUGCUGCAAGAGCAUCCCGCUGGAAACAAGGGCAACUUUCAACGCACAUAGCUCGUCGACAAGCACCGCUUCCACUCAAUCGUCCGUUCGCUUCAGCUUCUCUUCCCCAGAGAUGUCCACAAUGCUCUGCGCCGCUACCGACUUCAUUACCUGCGUGUCCCAAGUGCCAGUACAUCAGCGGGGUCCCAUCUUCAGCCUCUUACUAUGAGUUGCUAGGAUUAGAGCUUGGAUCUAAUCCGUUUUCCGUGGAUACGGCCAGCCUGAGGCGGAACUUUCUGCAGGCCCAGAGAGUUUGCCAUCCGGACACUUGGUCCGGCCAACCUAGGGAAAAGAAGGACCUAGCGGACCAUAUGUCUUCGCUCAUCAAUGAGGCGUACAAGACCCUCUUGGAUCCCCUGCGAAGAACUCAAUACCUCCUGAAGCUGAAAGGACAUGAGACGUCAGAGUCGGAUCAGCUAGAUGACCCUGAAUUGAUCAUGGAAGUUAUGGAAGAACGGGAGCAACUGGAGGAAGCGACCGAGCAAGACCAAGUCGAUGAGAUCAAGGCUCGUAAUCUGGACAAAAUCAAAGAACUCGUUGGAGAAAUCGAACAGUUGGUGGGAGUUGAAGAUUGGGAGGAGGUGAAGAAGGCUGCUGUAAGGCUUAAAUAUUUGCAAGGAAUCCACGACGCUGCACAGGCUUGGCCAAAUUCUCACUUUGACCACUAGACUUGUAUUGCAAUGCAUGUAUUAGUUUGAUUCUCCAUGCCUAAUGGGCCCACCGUAGUACUAGUAGUGUCGUAUCAAGCUCGUACUCACCGAGUGCGUUCCCGC
This is a messenger RNA of Gloeophyllum trabeum ATCC 11539, 843 nucleotides long. Its product is annotated as Co-chaperone Hsc20. The transcript has 3 exons. Gene Ontology annotation, biological process: [2Fe-2S] cluster assembly; protein complex oligomerization. Gene Ontology annotation, molecular function: protein-folding chaperone binding; ATPase activator activity. Gene Ontology annotation, cellular component: mitochondrion. The record is from RefSeq and is a predicted model, not a curated record. NCBI's taxonomy places the organism in Eukaryota, Fungi, Basidiomycota, Agaricomycetes, Gloeophyllales, Gloeophyllaceae. The coding region runs from base 1 to 738 and encodes 245 amino acids.